UGGUGUGACGAGGCUUUGGCUUUUACUCUUCCAGGUGCAUGGUAUUUUGAAAUUGGUUCUGAAGAUGGGUCUCCAACAUCCUUCCCGAUGAAUUCUAGGAAUGUUACCGAAAGUGUAGAAGUGCCAAGCAGUGAGCAUGUUGCUGAAAUCGUUGGUCGUCAGGGUUGUAAAAUCAAGUCGUUACGGGCAAAAACAAAUACUUAUAUAAAAACACCAGUUAGAGGGGAAGAUCCCAUUUUUGUGGUUACUGGGAGGCCAGAAGAUGUUGCAGAUGCAAAACGAGAAAUCGAGUGUGCUGCAGAACACUUUACACAAAUAAGAGCGAGCAGAAGACAUAGUCAAGGUGGUGCUCCUGCCCCUGGUCAUAUUACUGCUUAUGUUCGGGUGCCUUUGCGUGUGGUUGGACUUGUAGUUGGACCAAAAGGUGCUACGAUCAAACGUAUUCAGCAAGAUACUCACACAUAUAUCAUAACUCCAUCUCGAGAGAGAGAGCCAAUUUUUGAAGUCACCGGUUUGCCUCAAAAUGUUGAAGCAGCUAGAAGAGAAAUUGAGCAGCACAUUUACCAGAGAACCGGAAAUAUGCCGAUUACUGAUCCAAGUGCUUCAAUCGGGUCUUACGACCUUCAGGGUUGUCUUGCAUCUGCAGCUAGUCUUCGGAAUUCCAAUCUUAGCUAUGGUGCUUUGGCACAAGCGACAAGAAGACCCUCUGCAAUUGAUACCAUUCAAACUAAUUAUGAUCUGUUGAAAAACUCGGCUGAUGUGACGUUCAGUUUGGUAAUUUUACAUUUGCUUAACUUGAUUUAUUUUUGUUGA
Messenger RNA from Enterobius vermicularis (human pinworm), 813 nucleotides. Lineage: Eukaryota; Metazoa; Nematoda; Chromadorea; Rhabditida; Oxyuridae. The record is from the annotation of a GenBank genome assembly.